This is a messenger RNA of Lineus longissimus, 5990 nucleotides long. Its product is annotated as cholesterol transporter ABCA5-like. The transcript is spliced from 32 exons. Gene Ontology annotation, biological process: lipid transport; transmembrane transport. Gene Ontology annotation, molecular function: lipid carrier activity; ATP binding; ATP hydrolysis activity. NCBI's taxonomy places the organism in Eukaryota, Metazoa, Nemertea, Pilidiophora, Heteronemertea, Lineidae. The record is from RefSeq and is a predicted model, not a curated record. Gene Ontology annotation, cellular component: intracellular membrane-bounded organelle; membrane. The coding region runs from base 168 to 5330 and encodes 1720 amino acids.
CUCCAGAGAACACCACUGCAUGCAUCGGAGGAAAAUAUUCUGUGGUGAAUAUGGGGACGGACGGUUAUUAUUUUGAUGUUAUGGCGGUGUAGACAUUGUCUAGUAAAAGCCCACAGAACAAGAAUCUGAAUAGAAUUCCUUGGGUUAAAGUAACAGCAUCGAGUACGAUGGUCCAGGCAGGUUUCUUGGUGCAGCUAAAGGCUCUCCUCAGGAGGAACAUUUUGUUGAAGAGGAGGAAAAAAUCUCAGACUGUUCAGGAGUUCCUUCUGCCUGUGAUGUUCACUCUGACGCUGGCCUUGUUUCGUCUCGGAUGGCCGGAUGUAAAGAUCAUGCCGGCCGUACCACAGGAGAGGAACCAGAUUGAGCCUUUGACAUUCCCGAGGCUCUCAACAAUCCUGGCGACUCCAAACAGCUCACUUGUCGAAGCAAUCUUGGAUGAAAUAAUCAAGGACGUUGGUGGAAGUGAACGCAAUUAUCCUGCAUACAUUUUGUUCAGUUCUGAACAAGAGAUGAUCCGUCAUUACAUGAACCUAUCAGAAGAGAGAUCACUCACUGUGAAGGGUAUCACGUUCAAUAACUUGGAGCCGGCGUUGAUUGACUACACGAUACGUACUGCAGCCUUGUCACUGCCACCCCUUAAAGAAGAAUUUGCUUCAUCCGAAUAUUGUCGAGAGGAGAAUUACCUGGGCUGCCCAGCUGCCAAGUAUAGAGACUGUGGGUUCCUAGAGCUUCAGACUCUUAUCAACACAGCCUUAUCCAGGGUGAUGGGUAAUGUGACGAAUCUCAAACUACCAUCAGUCUCGAUACAGUUACUACCUAAGUUCCAAUUCAAGCCCAGCAUUGCAGCAUUGAGAGGCUUGACAGCAAUCAUCCUUGUCUUCUCGUAUUCACCGCUCAUCAAUUUCUUAUUGGUUAAUCUCGUGGCGGAGAAAGAGAAGAAGAUACGCGAGACCAUGAGGAUUAUGGGAACUCUUGACGCAGCAUACUGGUUCUCCUGGAGCAUAAUCUAUGGCGUCAUCGUCACCAUAGUUACGCUAGUGUGUACUGUCAUCAUCAAGGUGACGGGUAUCCUCCCCAAGUGUGAUGGGAUUAUCCUCUUCUUCCUCCUCUUAUUCUACGGUAUCACCAUCAUGCACUUGGCCUUCGCCAUGAUGCCGCUCUUCAAGAAGGCCAAUGUAGCUGGCACGGUCGGCACAAUGGCAACACUUCUAGUUGGAUUGCUUUAUUUGCCAAUCAACAUCACUAGUACAACAGGCCUAACGGGGAUUCCUGAGACCAGCAUAUCGAUUGCUUGGCAGUGGGUCUUGUGUCUUCUCUCACCAAUAGCCCUAGGCUUAGCAGUGGACAAGGCACAGCUUCUUGAGGUAACCCAUGGAGGCUUGCACUACAACACAAUCACAGUCGGGGAGUUCCCUGUCUAUGGGUCCCUGGUCAUGCUUAUCAUCGAUUGCUUCCUGUAUGCUCUCAUCGCCUGGUAUCUUGAGAGAAUCGUGCCUGGAGAGUUUGGACCUCGCCAAUCUGCCUUCUUCUGUUUCUCCAAGAACUACUGGAUGCCUCGUAAGAAGCCUCAUGACAACAUGGAGAGUGAUCAUCUGGUGACGAAUGCUCAUGGCUCAAGCACGGCAGCAGUUGUCCACAACCCAAGGAGUGAUGUUGAGGAUGUCUCACCAGAGUUGAAGGGGAAGGAGAUGGUCAGAAUUUUUAGUGCCUCAAAGAAGUUCAAGAAAACGAUAGCGGUCGACAAUCUUAGCCUUGACAUCUACGAGGGACAGAUCACAUGUCUCCUGGGUCAUAACGGAGCUGGUAAGACAACUCUGGUCAACAUGUUAACAGGCGUCAUGCAUCCUUCCUCCGGGUCAGCCACGGUCUAUGGAUAUGAUGUAUCCGACCCAAACGAGGUCGCAUUAAUGAGGAGCAUGAUUGGGAUGUGUCCGCAGGAGAACUGUCUGUUUGAUUCACUCAGCUGUGUGGAGCAUUUGGAGGUGUAUGCCAGCAUCAAGGGGGUACUUGCCAAGGAUAUCAAAGAAAAGGUUCUAAAUGCUCUGGAUGAUGUUGGGCUUGGCGAUAAAGCAGACGCGUUUGCCAAAGACCUGAGUGGUGGACAGAAACGCAAGCUGUCUGUUGCGAUUGCUUUGAUUGGAGACCCUAAGGUGGUAUUCUUGGAUGAACCAUCCGCUGGCUUAGAUCCUUCCUCCCGGCGCCACCUGUGGUCUCUCCUCAAAUCAUUCAAGAAGGAUCGUGUCAUCGUCAUGACGACACACUUCAUGGACGAAGCUGACCUUCUCGCAGACAGGAAAGCAUUCAUCAGUAAAGGCAAGCUGAAAUGUUGUGGCUCAUCUCUCUUUCUCAAGAACCGAUUUGGAAUUGGUUAUCAUCUCACCAUGGUGAUAGACAAUGAUGCCAACGUCAGCCGAAUCACUGAAGAAGUCUCGUCUCAUGUUGAGAGAGCCAAGUUUGUCAGGCGAUUUGGACAAGAAUUGAUGUUUACGCUGCCAUUUCAUGAUGUUGGAAGCUUCGCAGGUUUAUUUUCCAAGUUCGAGUCGUCUGUUGGGAAUGAUCAGGUAGAUUUCUCCACGACAUUAGGAAUACAGAGCUACGGUGUCUCAAUGACCUCCCUGGAGGAAGUCUUCAUGAAGUUAGAGGAAGCAGAAGAGAUGACAGAUCAUCCAGAAGACGGCACAUCACACCUGAAGGACAUCAUCAUUGAUGUGCAUCGUGUACGGCCAGAAGUGAAAUUUACAGACAAACACUCUGAAAAUCAGAAUCUACUGGAGUCGAAUCCUGCGGUUAUCGGUGAUAAAUGGGGUGGGAUUGAGAUGAAACCGAUGGGGAAAAGACCCACUAUGCCUAAGUUUGAUGAAGACAAGACAAACUCUCAAUUUGACCGACUCUAUGCACUCGGGCGGCUCCGUGGCUUACAGAUGUGGCGAAAUAAGAAGAAUAUAUUCUACCGUAUCUUGUUGCCGGUGUUUUUUAUCUUGCUCGGUGCAGUGUUUCCUAAAUUCAUCAAGACAGCAGACCCAGCAAGUGACUUGGUGCAUCAUAUUGAGCCGCACGUGUAUGUCAAGAACCCUCGCGACCGGUCGCUGCCACCCCUCAUGUAUCAAAACUUCACGGGAAGAAACAUUGACGGUAUUGUGACAGGAAUUAGGAAUCAAAGCCUUGGGAUCAAAAUGGUUGACAAUGAUGCUAACUUCUCCAGCAUUGCUCCUCAUCAUAUCGGACUCUCGGUCUGGGACUUCAAGGGAGAAGUUGAUGGCUUCUACAUGAACUACACAGGACUCUACAAUGAUACUAUGGUCCACUCUCUGCCAACCAUGAUUGCAAUUGUCAGCAAUGCCAUCUAUCAACUAGUUACCAAUGAAUCAUCGUGGAAGAUAGAGACCUCAGCGAUGAUGUGGCCAGACUUACGGACUGUGAGGACAUACCGGUAUCGUGGUGGCACACUGAUGACGGUGCUAUUGUGGGGGAUGGCGAUGGUCAUAAUACCCCCUGGAUUCACUGGGGAGGUUGCACAGGACAGAGUGACGAAGGCAAGAAGUCAGCUGAGGAUCUCCGGAGUAAGACUGGGUACCUACUGGUUGACCUACUUCCUCACCCAUCUCUCACAGUUCUGUGUUUGUGCUCUAUUGACAAUCGCUAUUGCUCUCAUUAUACAGGCGGAUUCCCUAAAAUCGCCAGGAGCUAUGAUUUGUUUGGUGCUACUCUAUAUCAUCUACAUGCCUACUUUGACGUUACUCGCAUACAUCCUAUCAUUCCCGUUCAAGAGGCAUGAAACAGCUCUUACAGUGGUUUCCAAUCUCUUCCUUGUGUGUGCCGUGAUUCCCUUCUUCUUGGUCAUGACGUUGGUUCUGACUGAAGCCGGUGCCACCACAGUUCAUAUCAUCUUGUGUUUCAUUGACCCACCGUAUGCUCUCUAUGGAGGUCUGGUCUUUCUGGAACUGACAUUCCUGGCAGCUGUUCACCGCAAUGCCGAGCUUGGGGCUGGCAACGAGGCCCCAAACGUGCCUCUCGGGGAAUACCUCAAGUGGGAAAACAACAUUUUGGUUGUCUUCAUUGCUGGUAUCGUCCAGUUCUUCGUGUUCUUCAUCCUCCUGGUGGUCCUGGAUGUAUACAGUACCGGUGUCUCUCUCAUGGAUGUCUUCCCCUGCAUCAAGACCAAGAAGGCUCUAAGACCUCUUGAAAACCCUGAUAUUCCACAAUCAGAGGAUGCUGAUGUUAGCAAUGAGCGCCAGAAAGUUGACAGUAUACUUCCUGAUGGUGAAGAGAAGCCUCCCAUCAUACUGAGAAACUUGAGGAAGACCUACAAGAAGCGCAAAGCAGGCUUCUGUUCUUGCUGCGGCAACUGGGUGGCAGCGAAGACUCCAGCUGUACGGAAUGUCUCAUUCGCAGUCGAGGAGGGAGAGGUAUUUGGUUUACUGGGACCGAACGGAGCCGGUAAAACAACCACACUGAAUACGAUACUGGCAGAGACGGCACCGGACAAAGGCAGGGUGUGUGUUGGAGGACAUGACAUUCGAUCCAGCCUAUCAGAAGCGUAUGAAGCUCUGGGUUACUGUCCUCAGCACGACCCUCUCUGGGAGGAUGUCACCCUUGAAGAACAUAUCAAAUGCUAUGCUGCAAUCAGGGGGGUUCCUAAUGAGAACAUUGCAACCCUAACGAAAUUCUUUCUUGAGUCCCUCAAACUGGAGGACCACUCCAAGAAGGUAGCAAAGUCUCUUUCUGGUGGAACGAAAAGGAAGCUGUGCUACAUAUUGAGUAUGCUAGGCAAUCCACAGGUAGUCCUUCUGGAUGAACCAUCUACUGGCAUGGACCCAAAGUCAAAACGAUUCCUCUGGAACACGAUCAGUGGAAUGUUUGCAGGUAGUGAGAAGGGAGCCAUCUUGACCACACAUUAUAUGGAUGAAGCCGAUGUGCUCUGCUCCAGAGUUGGCAUCAUGGUCAAUGGCCUUCUACAGUGUAUUGGUUCCACUCAGCAUUUGAAAGGGAAGUAUGGCAGUGGUUACAUCCUGGCGUUGAAAGUCAAUGCCAGCAUACCAACUAGACUUGAGGAGCUGAAGGGACAACUUCAUGACUUCGUGAUAGAACAUUUCCCACAUGCUGUCCUGGUGGAGGGAUUUGGUAACAUGGUCACGUAUAAGAUAUUGAAGGAUGAUAUACAAUCUUUGGCCAAGGUUUUUGCAGCUUUAGAAGAUGGUAAAAGUCGAAUGAGUAUAGAAGAGUACAGCUUCAGUCAGUCAACCCUAGAACAAGUCUUUCUCAACUUUGCAAAGAACCAGCUGAUUCUGGACGAGGAUCCCAACAUCAUUGAUCUACCAGUGACAGCGUGAGGACCUAUAAAAAGACUCUGGUGUUUGUCUCUAAGCGGGUGUCGUGGCAUGAAGCACCUUUUUGACAACCUUCACUUCAGGAUGACAUACAUGUAGUACUAGUUUGAACUGGUCAGAAGAAAUGUCCAGAAUGACAUAUGCGAUAUGCGAUAGUUUAUCUCUGGAUGGGGAAUCAUGGCAUGGCUGAAAUGUUCUGGUUGAUCUUUUGGCAACUAUGUUUGAAUUUGUUGAUUCCGUUCUGUGCAGUCUUGUAUAAUCUUAUUAUCUUUUAUGCCAUUGUUAAUGUCUCUUAUUUUUGUUGUCAACUUCAUAACAAGCAGAUGAAUGCUUGCUUUACAAUAAUGUGCGGGUCACUUUAUAAUGUUACAUAAGCGAACAUGACUUAUUGUUAUUUCGAAGUCUUGCUGUACAUAAAUAUGUCAUUAUGCUUCCUUUCUUAAACUGGACAUUUUAUGGGCAUUUGAGAAGUUUUGCAGUGUAUAUCUAAAAAAAGGAAAGUUUUCAUCACUACAUGCCGGUUAAUUUUUAGCUCAGCUGACAAGCUGAGCUAUUCAUAUGAGUAAAUGGUAGAAUGAAUGUCCGUCUGUCUGUCUGUCUGUCUGUCUGUCUGUCUGUCUGUCUGUCUGUCCGUUAAACAGGCACGUUUCAAAACUAUGGCGG